Paramisgurnus dabryanus is the source of this 1401-nucleotide messenger RNA. The record is from RefSeq and is a predicted model, not a curated record. Lineage: Eukaryota; Metazoa; Chordata; Actinopteri; Cypriniformes; Cobitidae.
CGCGUUCUCGCACAGGAAGUGACGGAUGAUUCCACAAGCAUCAACAUUCGGUAUGAGAAUGUCAACAUAAACAACACCAGUCUUUUUUCAGUUGAUGAGCUUUGAUUUCACGGAGUCUGUUCUGGGAUCAGUUAAUUUUCACAUCGCGCCGUGUCUUUGCGAAGUCAUGAUGGCAAAUCCAGUGAGCAUUCAGACGCUCAGUAAAACAUGGGAACUGAGCCUGUAUGAACUACACCGAACACCACAGGAAGCACUCAUGGACAGCACAGAGAUCGCAGUGUCUCCCAGGAGCCUCCACAGUGAACUGAUGUGUCCCAUCUGUCUGGACAUGCUGAAGAACACCAUGACCACCAAAGAAUGUCUACAUCGCUUCUGCUCUGAAUGCAUUGUCACUGCGCUCAGAUCAGGAAACAAGGAAUGUCCUACCUGCAGGAAGAAGCUUGUGUCCAAGCGAUCUCUGCGUGCUGAUCCAAAUUUCGACGCUUUGAUCUGUAAGAUCUACCCGAGUCGUGACGAGUACGAGGCCCAUCAGGACAAAGUUCUGGAGCAGCUCAGCCGACUGCACAACACGGAGGCGCUCAGCUGCAGUAUUGAGCAGGGCCUGCGCAUGCAGGCCAGACACAGAGCUCAGCGUGUCCGUAAGAUCCACCAGGAGGGUGAAAACGCUAUCAGCGGCGGCGAGGACAACGGUGACACCCAAUCCCACAUCUCGCAUGACUCCACCACUGUGAGCUACGGUCCUGAGGCCGGGCCCAGCCGCAACAAGAGACCGCGGGCGUCCGACGAUUCCGGACCCGAGGCCGGCGGAGAGAGCCGCACCCCUCCUCGACGACUACCAAGCCACGGCACCAACUCUGAGAUCGAACUCAUAUUUCAACCGCAUCCCCUGCUGGUGACCACGCAACAGUACAGCCAAACAAGAUUUGUCAAAACAACAGCCAAUGCGACCGUAGACCACCUGUCUAAAUACCUGGCUCUUCGCAUAGCUCUGGAGGAGCGUCAGACAGACGGUUGUGUGGAGGGAGAGACAGCAGCCGCUGUUAGUGAGAAAGACUUCACUAUCUUCAUAAAGACAGCAGGAGGACAGUUCUCCAUCCUAAAUGGCUCAUUGACUCUGGAGUUGGUGAAUGAGAAGUUUUGGAAGGUCUGUAAACCUCUGGAGUUGUACUACGCUAUGACAGUGGAGCAGAAUCAGACGUCUCAGCUGUGACAGGGACAUAAGUGAUGUAUCAUCAUCAUACUGCACAUGAAGACCCAUCUGACACACAGAUGUCCACCAGCAUGAUGACCCAAAUAGAGGGCCACAGGGAUGACAUUUUUGUAGACCAACCCCAGAAGUUAGUUGGACACCGGGUUCCAUCGCUAAAAAGCCCAUUCAUUUUUUCCUCAUAGACUUCUGGA